AGAUUUUGCGACAGUCGCAAAACGACUACCAUAGCGUCCGCCAUGUUUUGCAAGAAUCAUUACGUCGACUGCGAGAAAUUCGACAAAUAAGAGGAAGUCUGGAUGGAAAAUAAGUACCAGCCAUGUUCAUUGUUACUCUUUAAUGAUACCUCAGAGAGACGUUUCUCCCAUGGAGAACAGAGCGGCGGUGUACGACUUGGCCAGGGAGGGGAAACUGGCCGUGCUGCGGGCUCUACUCGACCAGCAAAGUCCAGAGAUAAGAUCCGCACUUCUGAAUGCGACCACGGAAGGCUCGACUCCCCUCAUCGCAGCCGCACGAUACGGUCACCUUGAUGUCGUGAACUACCUCAUUGAGGACUGCUGCGCGGACGUGGAGCAGGGAGGAUCCGUUACGUUUGACGGAGAGACCAUAGAAGGUGCCCCGCCCCUGUGGUGCUCGUCAGCCGCCGGCCAUCUUAACAUCGUCAAGUCUCUGAUACAACACGGUGCCUCCGUCAACAACACGACUCUCACCAACUCCACCCCGCUACGAGCUGCGUGCUUCGACGGACAUUUUGAAAUUGUUAAGUACCUUGUUGAGCACCACGCCGACCUUGAGAUAUCCAAUCGUCAUGGUCACACCUGCCUCAUGAUCGCCUGCUACAAAGGACACAGGGACAUCGUAGAGUAUCUAUUGAAACUUGGCGCAGAUGUAAACAGGAAAAGUAUUAAGGGUAAUACAGCCCUGCAUGACUGUGCCGAGUCAGGAAGUCUGGAGAUCAUGAAAUUGUUGCUCAAGUACAAGGCCAAGAUGGCCAAGGACUCGUAUGGCAUGACACCGCUCAUGGCAGCGAGCGUCACCGGACACACCAACAUUGUCCACUACCUGAUAGCGAGACACGAGUGUUCUCGGAAGGAAAGGAUUGACGCGCUUGAACUCUUAGGUGCAACAUUUGUAGAUAAGAAACGGGACUUGCCAGGGGCAUUAGAGUACUGGAGAAUGUCCAUGGAUGAACGUUUUGCCAAUAGGUGGGAUAUCAUAACUAAACCGCCAUCCAAGAUGGUGACGGCGUACGACAAUGUGGUGGAGGUUCAGACGUUCAGAGAACUGGAAGAGCUAAUGGCCGAUCCGGACGAGAUGAGGAUGCAGGCCCUGCUGAUCCGGGAGAGAAUCCUUGGACCCUCUCAUCCCGACACAUCGUACUACAUCCGGUACCGCGGUGCCGUGUACGCAGACGCCGGCAACUUCGACCGAUGCAUCGUUCUGUGGACGUAUGCCUUGGACAUGCAGCAGUCUAAUCUAGAAGCCCUCAACCCCAUGACUCAGAGUAGCCUUCUGUCCUUUGCUGAACUCUUCUCCUACAUGUUGCAAGAGCCUCCUCCCAACAGUUACAACACCAGGAAGCUGACCUUUCUAGACACCUUAACUGUUUUUGCCAAAGCUGUAGCAGAGGUGGAAAAAGGGAUGCUCCACUACAUGGCAACCCCCCUUCAAGAAAAAGACAUCACACACCUAAACAGGGCCAUUCUGAUCAUCAUGCACUUGAUAUGUCUCCUCACCAAGGUCAAGUGUACUGUGAGGGAAGACUUCCUGAAAAGGCAGGCGGUGUAUCGAUUCUUGCACCUAAAACCGCGGGGUGCGAAAGGUAUGACUCCGCUGCAUUUCGCAGUGGACGAAGCCACUACAACUGUGGGGAGAUAUCCAGUAUGCAAGUUUCCGUCUCUAGAAGCUGUUAAGAUACUUAUCGAGUGCGGAGCGUGCCUGAAUGCGGUGGACGUAGAAAACAACACUGCGCUUCACAUAGCAGCGCAAAAUAAUGAGACUGACAUCAUGAAAGAGCUCCUCAGAGCGGGGUUGCACUUCGACGCCUGCAAUCUGGAAGGCAAGACUGCCUUUGAUUUGCUCCCGAAAAAAUCUGUGGAGAAUUCCAUCAAUCCCCUGAACUACACUUCCUUGCAAUGUCUGGCUGCACGAGCAAUCAAGAGGUUCCAGAUGGAAUACAAAGGAGUUGUACCGGCAAGACUGGAAAGCUUUGUGGCAAUGCAUUAAUCAUGAACUUGUUGCAUAGAACUGUUUUGUAAAUUGCAGGUGUGAAGUUGGACAGUGAAUUGUAGGUGUUCAGCUGCAUCAUUUUGAAUAGCAAUCUUUCAUGUAUCAAUACUUCUGUGUAAAGUUUACAAGUAUACUUGAAUUACCUUUCACAAUCAAUUGGCAAACUUUGUUUACACAUAAUAUGGAUGUUUAAGGAAUGGGUAUUGUUUCUGGAUAUUUGUAAGUUGAGGGUAGUUCGCACAAUAUUUGUGCUACCACCCUAGUCCUGACACAUUUUUGCCUGUUUUGAUGAAAAGAACAAAACAUUUUCUUGCUUUUAAAAUAAAAACAGAUUUAGAAGCAGAUCCAAACUUAUUCAAGAUUAAUUUUAUUGCAGUGAUUUUUGUUGUCUGCUAGAUAUUAAUUGUAUGUUAUCCAUAUACAUUUUGGAUAAAUGUCAAGUAAUAAGACUACAGUGCUACUAAGAAUGGAUUACAAUUAUCCUAUGCUUAUAACACCUUUGACUUAUCCUCAGGUUAGUAAAAGACUCUGCCCUGAUUCUGAAUGGUAAAUAUUUUGGAGGGAAAGGCUUUAUUUUCCAAAGUUUGCCAAAAUAUGUUGUCUCAGACAAAUAGUACAAUUUUAUGCUUGAAAAGGCAAACGAUAAAUGGUGACAAAGGAAUGUUGUACCAAUGGACAAUCCCAUUUACAUGUAUGUAACCUUCAAUCCAUCGUUGCAAUAUAAUCGAAUCUAUCUGUCGGAAACAGCAGUUUAAAAUGUAUUGUCAAAAUAAUUGCAUACUUAUUAAAACCAGUUGACCUUACUUACAGCCUAUUUGUAAAGAAGCUACUGCCUGUGCUCGCAUGUGGAUAUCAUCAAAUGUGAAUAGAACUAUGUUCAUAAUCUAUUUGCAGGUUUAGCUGUAUAUGGAUUUUUUUAAACAAUAUUAUGACAGUAUUCUUUUUCAUAACACCAGCUAUUGUGACCAUUAUGUGGUGACUUAACUGUGUCUGAAUUUACAAGCUUAUAGGUGAUGAUAAAAAAUGGUUUGUGGAUGACG
Branchiostoma floridae (Florida lancelet) is the source of this 3072-nucleotide messenger RNA. RefSeq names its product protein fem-1 homolog C-like. Lineage: Eukaryota; Metazoa; Chordata; Leptocardii; Amphioxiformes; Branchiostomatidae. The record is from RefSeq and is a predicted model, not a curated record. The coding region runs from base 143 to 2029 and encodes 628 amino acids. The transcript is spliced from 2 exons. Gene Ontology annotation, molecular function: protein binding.